AUGGGAAGAUGGCGCAGGAAGCAGUCGGGCAGCUCCGGCGACAGCAACACGCUCUCCGAAUCGACAACGACAGAGGGCAGCGAGAGCCGAGACCUUACCAAGACCUCGUCAGGUAUCAUGAGAGCAUUGACCGGCGGUUUUCGGUCAUCCAGCAAACCGAAGAAGAGCAAAGAAUCACCCGAAGACGCUCGUCUCAAUCGUCCCUUCACCCACCAAAACUUGGAACACCAGAAGAUAUUGAACGCCUUUGCCUUCAACUUUGGCAAGCGGAAACUGAGCCACGGGGCGCGGAGCAGUGUGAGUGGCGUUAGCCCUGGGGCCUCGAGAAAUGCCAGUUUCGAUUCGCAUCAUCUACCGCCCACCGGCUUGUCACAUCAUCACGGGGAUCGGAGGGAUACACAUCCGCGGUUCAACAGCUCCCUAGCCGGACAAGCACCACGUGAAGUGCCCGGGGAGGAGUCAGACAAAGAGCAAACCGAGGCUCCCACUGAUGUGCUUACCCAAAUACCUCAUCAUUGA
Molecule: messenger RNA, 519 nt
Organism: Neoarthrinium moseri
Lineage: Eukaryota; Fungi; Ascomycota; Sordariomycetes; Amphisphaeriales; Apiosporaceae
Exons: 1
Coding region: 1-519 (172 amino acids)
Source: RefSeq, a predicted model, not a curated record